Messenger RNA from Dentiscutata heterogama, 1153 nucleotides. The record is from the annotation of a GenBank genome assembly. NCBI's taxonomy places the organism in Eukaryota, Fungi, Glomeromycota, Glomeromycetes, Diversisporales, Gigasporaceae.
AUGCCAUUAAAUUCUAAACGCGGCAGAAAACCAGGUCCUAUUUGGGAUCAUUUUGAACGGGGAGACUUAAUUAAUUCGAAGCAUUUUCAAGCAAUAUGUAGUUAUUGCCGUGAUCCAAUAUUGGGAGUUCCUGAAAGAAUGCUUAAUCAUUUAAAAAAUACUUGCAAAAAAAUUAGAAAAGAAGUACAAGACACUUUAGACAAUAUUAAAAUCAAUAAUAAAAAAAAUACCCAAAACAAACGUGUUCGAGUUAAUGCUUCUUCAGAUGAAGAAGGUAAUAUCACCAAUUCAAAUCAAACUUCACCAUUAAAUAAUAAUCAAACUUCCCUAUUAGAUAAUAAUCGACUAAUUCAUCAACAAUUAUUAAGAGCUCUUAUUUCGACGAAUGUUCCAUUUACCUUUGUAGAAAAUGAAGAGGUUAAAAAAUUAUUCAAAAUGCUACAACCUUCAUAUGCCUUACCAUCACGAAAAUGGAUCAGUACAGAAAUCUUAGAUAAUGUACACGACGAAGUAGAGAUUGAAAUUCAAAAAUUCGUCGAUGAUUCUAAAUUUUUAACUUUGUCAGGAGAUGGAUGGACAAAUGUUUCAAAACGUAGUUUAGUUAAUUUUAUUAUUACAAAUGAAAACCGGCAAAGUCAAAUUUGGAAAAUUUCUGAUUUUUCAAACCAACACCAUACGGGUAAUGUAAUGUUUGAUGCCUAUAAAGAAGUAGGAAUGUCGUUAGAUAAUAAGUGGAUUGGAUUUGUGUCAGAUAGUGGUUCGAAUAUGGCAAAAGCACGACGAAUGGUCGAUCACGAUUCUGAAUUACAAGGAAAAAUUAUAACGAUACCUUGUAUGGCACAUCAAACUAAUUUAUUAGUUAAAAAAAUUAUUAAAUCCGAACAAUUCGAACCUGUAAUCUCAAAAAUGCUUCUUAUAAUUAAUCAUUUUCGUAAUUCAAAUCGGGCUCUAGCUAAACUAAGAGAGUUAGAAAAAAAUGAAAACUUAACUCCAAAAUAUCCUUGUAUUACUAGAUGGGCAACGUUUUCAAAAGCCACAGAGACUCUUUUAUCAACUCGAAGCAGCAUGCGAAUUAUAGCUAUUACAGAUUCAGAUCUUUUAGCUAUUAAAGGAAAUAAUCGUAAUAAAAUAAUUAAUACGAUUGAAGAUACAA